Messenger RNA from Oryctolagus cuniculus (rabbit), 5391 nucleotides. RefSeq names its product RNA binding motif protein 26 (gene RBM26). Gene Ontology annotation, cellular component: nucleus. The record is from RefSeq and is a predicted model, not a curated record. Lineage: Eukaryota; Metazoa; Chordata; Mammalia; Lagomorpha; Leporidae. Gene Ontology annotation, molecular function: metal ion binding; RNA binding.
GAGCCGGGAAGACCCCCCGAAUCGUUCCCAUUGAGCUGUCCUUCGUCUCCGCCUUUUUUUUCCCCCCCCUAACUUUUGCCUCUUCUGCGUUGCCAACAAGCACCUAUUCCCGAAGCUGAGAGAAAGGCCGGGUCUAAGCGCGUGUCGCGCUCCCGCUCCGGCAAGGCUUGCUGGGGACCGGAGAAGGGGGAGGGCCGGGGCAAACCGUUGCUGCCUCAGCCCGGGCCCGGGUCCGGGGAGGGGAAAAGCUCCUGGCGCCCCUUGGACUCGUGGCCUGCGGCGGUCCCCACGGAGCUGCUCGCGGGUCGGGACUCGCGGGAACCUGCCACCGGCGCCUCCCACCGCGGCCCACGCGAGCGGCGCGCGGAGGAGGGGGCGGGGGCAGCGGCGGCUGUAGCGGCCGCGACCUGGGCGGGCGGAGGAGUGUGACCGGCCUCGGGGCCGCUGUGGAUGGUUUCUAAAAUGAUCAUUGAAAACUUCGAGGCACUCAAGUCCUGGCUCAGCAAGACUCUCGAGCCCAUCUGUGAUGCAGAUCCAUCAGCCCUAGCAAAAUACGUUCUGGCUUUGGUAAAGAAAGACAAAAGUGAAAAAGAGUUAAAAGCAUUAUGUAUUGAUCAGCUGGAUGUAUUUCUUCAGAAAGAGACACAGAUAUUUGUGGAAAAGCUUUUCGAUGCUGUGAAUACGAAGAGUUAUCUACCUCCUCCGGAGCAGCCAUCAUCAGGAAGCCUGAAGGUAGAAUUUUUUCAGCACCAAGAAAAAGAUAUAAAAAAGGAAGAGAUCACAAAAGAGGAAGAACGAGAGAAGAAGUUUUCUAGAAGGCUAAAUCACAGUCCUCCCCAGUCAAGUUCCCGUUAUAGAGAAAAUAGAAGUCGUGAUGAAAGGAAAAAAGAUGAUCGUUCUCGCAAAAGAGAUUAUGACCGAAACCCUCCUCGAAGAGAUUCAUACAGAGACCGGUACAACAGAAGACGGGGGAGGAGUCGCAGUUACAGCAGGAGUCGAAGUCGAAGUUGGAGUAAAGAGAGGCUUCGUGACAGGGAUAGAGAUAGAAGCAGAACUAGAAGCAGAAGCAGAACACGAAGCAGGGAAAGAGAUCUGGUAAAACCUAAAUAUGACCUGGAUAGAACAGAUCCAUUAGAAAAUAAUUAUACUCCAGUCUCUUCGGUACCUAAUAUUUCAUCUGGCCACUAUCCUGUACCUACUUUGAGCAGCACUAUUACAGUAAUUGCUCCUACUCAUCAUGGUAACAACACUACCGAAAGCUGGUCUGAAUUUCAUGAAGAUCAGGUGGACCAUAACUCUUAUGUAAGACCACCGAUGCCAAAGAAACGUUGUAGAGACUAUGAUGAAAAGGGUUUUUGUAUGAGAGGAGACAUGUGCCCUUUUGAUCAUGGAAGUGACCCAGUAGUUGUAGAAGAUGUGAAUCUUCCUGGUAUGCUGCCUUUUCCAGCACAGCCUCCUGUUGUUGAAGGACCACCUCCUCCUGGACUCCCCCCACCCCCACCAAUUCUUACACCCCCACCUGUGAAUCUUAGACCGCCAGUGCCACCUCCUGGUCCAUUACCACCCAGUCUUCCACCUGUCACAGAUGAUAUUUCUUAUUCUUUGGUUUUGACAGGACCACCACCUCCACUUCCUCCUUUGCAACCAUCUGGCAUGGAUGCUCCCCCAAAUUCUGCGACCAGUUCUGUUCCUACUGUAGUAACAACUGGCAUUCAUCAUCAAACUCCUCCAGCUCCACCCUCUCUUUUUACUGCAGUUUUUGUAUUACCAGAUACAUAUGACACAGAUGGCUACAAUCCUGAAGCCCCAAGUAUAACAAAUACUUCCAGACCUAUGUAUAGACACAGAGUGCAUGCACAGAGGCCUAACUUAAUAGGACUAACAUCAGGGGAUAUGGAUUUGCCACCCAGAGAAAAACCACCUAAUAAAAGCAGUAUGAGGAUAGUAGUGGAUUCAGAAUCAAGGAAAAGAACCAUUGGUUCUGGGGAGCCUGGAGUUCCUACAAAAAAGACUUGGUUUGACAAGCCAAAUUUUAACAGAACAAACAGCCCAGGCUUCCAGAAGAAGGUUCAGUUUGGAAAUGAGAACACCAAACUUGAACUUAGAAAAGUUCCUCCAGAAUUAAAUAAUAUCAGUAAACUUAAUGAACAUUUUAGUCGAUUUGGAACCUUGGUUAACCUACAGGUUGCUUAUAAUGGGGAUCCUGAAGGUGCCCUUAUCCAAUUUGCAACGUAUGAAGAAGCAAAGAAAGCAAUAUCAAGUACAGAAGCAGUGUUAAAUAAUCGCUUUAUUAAGGUUUAUUGGCACAGAGAAGGAAGCACUCAACAGUUACAAACUACUUCCCCAAAGGUCAUGCAGCCUUUAGUCCAGCAACCCAUUCUGCCUGUUGUGAAGCAGUCAGUCAAAGAGCGAUUGGGUCCAGUACCUUCAAGUACCGUUGAACCAGCAGAAGCCCAGAGUGCCAGUUCAGAACUUCCUCAGAAUGUAACUAAGUUAUCUGUGAAGGACAGGUUGGGUUUUGUAUCAAAGUCAUCUGUUUCAGCAACUGAAAAGGUGUUAUCUACAUCAACUGGCCUAACAAAAACAGUGUAUAACCCGGCUGCUUUGAAGGCUGCACAAAAAUCCUUACUUGUUUCUACUUCUGCAGUUGAUAAUAAUGAAGCACAGAAAAAAAAACAGGAGGCACUGAAACUUCAGCAAGAUGUAAGGAAAAGGAAACAAGAAAUUUUAGAAAAGCACAUUGAAACACAGAAGAUGUUAAUUUCCAAACUGGAGAAAAACAAAACAAUGAAAUCUGAAGAUAAAGCAGAAAUCAUGAAAACUUUGGAGGUUUUGACAAAAAAUAUCACCAAGUUGAAAGAUGAGGUCAAAGCUGCUUCUCCUGGACGCUGUCUUCCAAAAAGUAUAAAAACCAAGACUCAGAUGCAAAAAGAAUUGCUUGACACAGAACUGGAUUUAUAUAAGAAGAUGCAAGCUGGAGAAGAAGUCACUGAACUUAGGAGGAAAUAUACAGAAUUACAGCUGGAAGCUGCAAAACGAGGGAUUCUUUCAUCUGGUCGGGGUAGAGGAAUACAUUCAAGAGGUCGAGGUACAGCUCAUGGCCGAGGCAGGGGUCGAGGUCGAGGGCGAGGUGUGCCUGGUCAUGCUGUGGUGGAUCACCGUCCCAGGGCAUUGGAGAUUUCUGCAUUUACAGAGAGUGAUAGAGAAGAUCUUCUUCCUCAUUUUGCGCAAUAUGGUGAAAUUGAAGAUUGUCAGAUUGAUGACUCUUCACUUCAUGCAGUAAUUACAUUCAAGACAAGAGUAGACGCUGAAGUAGCUGCAGUUCAUGGAGCCCGUUUCAAAGGGCAGGAUCUAAAACUGGCAUGGAAUAAACCAAUAGCUAAUAUUUCAGCAGUGGAAACAGAAGAAAUUGAACCUGAUGAAGAGGAAUUUCAGGAAGAGUCUUUGGUGGAUGACUCAUUACUUCAAGAUGAUGAUGAAGAAGAAGAGGACAAUGAAUCUCGUUCUUGGAGAAGAUGAUUUGACUGAUCAAUGAUCUGCAUAUGCUAGAACUCUACCUGUGUUGCAUUAGUAUUAUCUAAUGUACUUUUACAUAUUUGUAAAAACAAUUUUUGGUAAAAUGUGAUGAAGAUGGAUUUCACAAAUAGACAAGAGAGAAGAAAACUACCUUCUGAUCCUGUAUUUUGAAAGAUUGAUAUUUACGUUUUAUUUCAGUAAACAAUUGCUAAAGACAUCACACUAGAAACAUAUGCAAUGUUUUUAUUACAUACUUAUGAACAUUACAGAAUUCUUUGGGUUCUUUGUAAUUUAAUGAAUAGGUCUGAAAACUUAUGACCAAUACUUGUUAUAACUUAGAGGAUUUUGUUUUACUCCAAAUAAGGAAUGAAUUUGCAUUUGAAAUCUUAAUGAAUGUUUUCAAAAAUGAAUAGAUAACAUAGUACUCUAACUAAAGUCUCCAAGUUAUGUAUUCAUAAUAUUACAUAGUAGUAUGCCUAGGCUUUACUAUGUAUUAGCCUUUUGUUGGACUUGUGUAUGUAUUUUACCAUAUGGGUUUUAAUGAUAAUGGUGUAUGACUGCUUUACAUAUGAGCCCUUAUGCAUCUGGAUGUUAAAAAAUAAAGUGGAAUGGUCUCUUAAAAAAAAAAAAGAAAAGAAAAAAAAAAGGCAAUGACAAAAAAAAAAGACCAAGACAAUGUUCCUUGAUUUUUAAAAAAAGAAAAAGAAAAAAGAAAAAAAAGAAAAAAAAAAGAAAAGAAAAAGAAAAAAAAUUAAAAUACAUAGACCAUUCCAGAUGGUGAUCUACCCUUCCCCCCAAUUAUCACAAAAGGAGUUAUAAUCACUAACUUAUUCCUAAUAAUAAUAAUAGUUACCGGUACCUUUAUAAUAAUGUACAAUCCAAUGUUUAAAAUUUAUACCACUUCAGUUUGGUUUGAUCCUAUAAAUUUUCAACAGAUGUCUUAAAAUUUAAAAGCAGGCUGAUUAGUUUGGAACCAGACUUCAAGUAGAGCUAACAUUUGGUGAAUAAGAAAACAUCACAUUACAUUUUGGAUGUAUGAAAGAAAACUUGACCAUUUGAAGAUAUAUGAAUAAAGAAAUGUACUAUAGAUACUACUUUAGGAAAACACUGUUUGUAGUCGUGAAAGAUGCCAAAUUGGCAGAGGCUCACGUUUCUUCUCUUUACACCAAACAGCAGAGAGAAAUCAUCAUUGCCUGAAUUUAGCUUUGUGACCUACAAGAGCAAGAGCUGUUCCUGUCUGGAGACGACUGUUAAAAUAAUAUCACUCCAUCAUUUUAUGUGUGUCCUUUAUUAAUUAAUUAAUUAGAUGUUCACAUGUACAUUAUUAUCAUUUUAUCUUUAUGGUUAGUCUGAGAGUACAUCUGAGUCUAGAAAUGUAUCCAAAUGUGUGCUCUGAUCUUAUUUUUCAGUAUUUUCUUUCUAACCAUUUCUUUUUUUAAAUACACCUUAUGAAGGAACAAGCCUCUUGGUUUCCUAAUAUGAGAUACAUUCAGUUUCAGCCAAAUUGGGAAUUGUGUCUGGGAAAUCUAUAAAGCCAUGAUACUGUGUUCAUUAGUGUGAACAAUUUAGAAUGAAGAAAUUAAUUAAAAACUUUAAAUAUGAGUUUGGUUUAAAUUUUUCUGGGCUUUAAUAUAUAUUUCUGGGAUUAAUAGUCAGUUAAAAAAUUUUGAACAGAUGAUAAAGUACUUUUUUAACCCUGUAAUAGCUUGCCUGUUUCUUCUGAAUGUGUUUAUGUGUGUUGCCAAGACCACUCACCCAACCGAUUUUCUUUUUUAUUCUUGGUUCUUCAAAACAAAGCGAAUAAUUUUCUUUUCUUGCAAAUAAUAGAUGAUGAUCUGUGGAAUAUAAAUAUUAAAAUAUCUAUUAAAUAUCUAA